CGGGGGCCAGCGCGGGCCGGGCCAGGCCUGGGAGCAGAGCGCGGGCGGAGCUGCAGCCCCGGAGGGAGGAGCAGAAAGCCCCGCCCAGGGCGGAGAGGUUCGGCUGGUUCGCGGAAACGAAAGUGCAAGCACCGCAGCGUGCGGGGCACGGGACCCGGGCUGCAGGAAGCCAGGCCCGCCGGGCCCUCGGUCCUUCAUGGAGCCCAAGCCAGCGCUAGGGACCCUCAGCUCGGCCCUCUCCGCCCUCCUGGAGGACCAGGCCAGGCUGAAGAAGAGGCUGCGGGAGCUCCAGCAGCUGAAAAGGGAGGCCAGGGUCACCCCCAAACUCAAGGUCCCGUUCCCGGUGCCCGAGGUCCCCCUGGAGUUCCGGGGACGCACCGAGCAGGCCCAGGAAGCGGCCAGGUCCGUGGUCUCCAAGCUGCGUAUCUGCUGUCCUCUCCCGGGGGGCUCUGCCCUGGUGACCUUCGAUGACCCGAAAGUGGCCAAGCAGGUGCUGCGACAGGAGCUGCACCAGGUGGCCCUGGAGGAGUGCCGCCUGCGGGUGCGCGUGCGGCCGCUGGAGCUGCCCGUGGUGCCUGGCGUGCAGGUGGCGAGCGCGGCCAGCAGGAAGCACGUGCUGGUGAGCGGGCUGCCGGCAGGGCUGGCGCUGCCCGAGGAGGCGCUGCUGGACAAGCUGGAGCUCUUCUUCGGCAAGGCCCGGCACGGCGGCGGCGACGUGGACACCCGAGAGCUGCUGACGGGCGGCGCUGUGCUGGGCUUUGCUGACGAGGGGGUGGCCCAACACCUGUGCCAGGUCGGCCAGUUCCAGGUGCCACUGGGGGGCCAGCAGGUGCCACUGAGAGUCACCCCCUACAUGAAUGGGGUCAUCCAGGAGGCCAAGAUCCGAUGGCAGCCAGUGCCCUGCUCGGUGCUGGUACUGGGCAUCCCUGACGUCCUGGACGGCCCUGAGCUGCGAGACGUCCUGGAAGUCCACUUCCAGAAGCCCACGUGCGGCGGUGGAGAGGUGGCCGCGGUGGCCGUGGUGCCCCCUGGGGAGCGGGGCCUGGCCGUGUUCACCCUGGGGUCGGGCUAGGGCCGGGAGCAGUAAAGUGUGUGCCGCGCGGCCGGUGUCCUGUUUGGCUCCUUGAGGGACACAGACAAAACGCAGCUGGGGUGCGGCGGGAGGGAGCACACGUGACUGGGUUUGGCUUUUUACUGACACAAACACAGAGGCAGUGGUGGGGUGCAGCCCAUGAGCCACCUCCUCCCUGGCCACCGCGCGGGGGCAGCAGCCCCACCUCAGCUGCCCUGCCUCCUGCUCGCUGUCUCCAUGACGACAAAGCUUGGAGCUCAGCUGCAAGCCACGUCCCUGCCCGUAAAGGACAGGGCCCCGACUGCCACCCGUACCCAGUGGGGAAAGCUGCCUGCCUCUGCCUCCUCCAGCGCUGGCCAGGACAGGCGCAGAGGCGUCAGGCCCGCCCUGCACGGAGUCUGCAGCCGGGCGGACGGGGGAAGGAAGCCAGCUCCUGGGGCGGAAAGCACUGGGGGUGAGGCGGGGCGAGGCGGGGCGAGGCGGGGCGAGGACGGGACCCCACCUCGCAGCACAGGUUCCGGCACGAAGGCACCCAGGGCAGACUGCAAGGCCUCAGUGGCAGGCGGGCAUGGGACCCCAGACUCGGGCCGUGCCUAGGCCGGGGCUGGCUCCUGGCACCCGGAAGAGGCAGCCUCGAGGCCCGGAGGUGGACAUGUCCAGUUGUGCUUAAGCAGCUGGGGGCUGAUGGGCAGCAGGGGUGGGCACAUGCUGGACUUGGGCGGGGCUGGAGGAAAGUCGAGGCAGGGCAGGGGCACACAGGACAGACGGGAGCGUUAACCUUGGCACGAAAGCAGCGCAGGGGCGGGGACCGGAAGCGGCAGCCUCCCUCCCUGCCCUGUCCUCUGGCAGGGCCCAGACCUCCAAGUGGUCACUUCCCAGCUCCUGCGUGGGUGGGAAGGGCUGGGGCAGGGAGGCUGGUGCCGCCUCUGGGUCCCAUCCCCGCGGCCCUGGGCCCACACUAGUCCUUCUCUGGCCCAGGCACCAGGAUGACCUUGCCCACGUUCUUCUUCUCCUGCAACUGCUUCAUGGCGUCCACCACCUGGAACGGGAGAGGAAGCUUUGCUCCCGACGCCAUCCGGCCCCCAAGAGCCAGCUCGGAGGGAUCCCCAUAUCCUGCCCCCCAGGAAUUGUCUUUUUUGUGAUAAAACCCAGGGCCUGCACACUGAA
Molecule: messenger RNA, 2239 nt
Organism: Chinchilla lanigera (long-tailed chinchilla)
Lineage: Eukaryota; Metazoa; Chordata; Mammalia; Rodentia; Chinchillidae
Gene: Ifi35
Product: interferon-induced protein 35
Exons: 7
Coding region: 197-1072 (291 amino acids)
Cellular component (GO): nucleus
Source: RefSeq, a predicted model, not a curated record